Molecule: messenger RNA, 2395 nt
Organism: Rhizopus microsporus ATCC 52813
Lineage: Eukaryota; Fungi; Mucoromycota; Mucoromycetes; Mucorales; Rhizopodaceae
Product: P-loop containing nucleoside triphosphate hydrolase protein
Exons: 10
Coding region: 425-2155 (576 amino acids)
Molecular function (GO): GTPase activity; GTP binding
Source: RefSeq, a predicted model, not a curated record
UCCUCCUCUUUCUUUCCAUCAGUUUUCGCUAUAGUUAAUAAUAAAAACAAAAGCUUCUAUAAGAAGCACAACAAAACUUCAGUUCCUUGUAUAAAAUUCAAUAUUAUCUGAGAUUGAAUAAAUAGAGGGAUUGCAUAAAGUGAGCCGCAGCUGUUCGUUUGAUACUUUGUAACCAUAUUUUCUGAUAUCCGAUCCAAGUCUCUCUACAAGCAUUUAUAUUAAGUUUUCACGAUAUUUUUUUGCUGCUAUGCGUAUACUAUAUUUUUUAUAAUCCUAUAUAAAGUCAAUCUGUUUGGAUAGGGAAGGAUUAAUUAAAGAAAGGCAGCCAGAGACAACGAGACAAAGUAAAGAAAAGCCAUUAUGAAUUAACUUCCCGCUUUGAACACCAUCUUUUUCUCUCUUUUUUUUUCUGUCAGUUUGAAUUAUGCCGCCAAAACAUAGAAAAGUACCUUUUAGUGGAAAAAAGAAGAAACAGCAACUACAGCAAAAAAAUGCUCGAAAACAAGAGAAAGCUGCCAACAUGGAUCCAAGUUCAUUUGACUACCUUGGGAAAACAAAGCCAUUAAAAGCCAACUUACUCGAUCACUUCGUACAGGGGACCGAAGGUGUGCUUAAGAAUAGUUCAGAUCUGGAUACUAAGACAAAGCUAGUAUCGGUCUUUGACAAGUUGACACCGCAGGCCAUUGAACAGGAAAAGUUGGCAAGUAUGCAGCCAUUGAAUCGCUUACCCAAGGAGUCAUUGGAAUUGAAAGAAAGCGACCUUAAUGAAUAUAUUGAGUUUCCAAAACGACCUUUUUGGGAUUAUGAUAUGUCAAAGGAAGAGGUCGAGCAACACGAAACAGAAAGUUUUCAGAACUGGUUAAAGGAUGUUCAAGAAAAGUAUGCUGGGAAGCAGAUAAGCUGGUUUGAGCGUAACUUGGAAGUUUGGCGUCAAUUGUGGAGAGUAUUGGAAAUAAGCGAUGUGAUCCUUAUUGUCAUGGAUAUUAGAAACCCACUACUACAUUUUCCUAUUUCGCUGUAUAAUUUCAUCACGUAUGAGAAAAAGAAAAGCAUUGUGGGUGUGUUUAAUAAGGUAGAUCUUGUUUCUGAAUUCACGGUAUUUGCUUGGAAGAAGUAUUUUGAGGAAACAUUUCCAAACUUGCAUAUCGCAACUUUCAGUUGUUUUCCAAGAGAUAAAAACCUGAUUGACGACACUGUAACCUAUGCCUUGAAAAAUCAAGCCAAGAGACCGCGGAAGCGCUAUUAUCAUGCACAGGGGGUCAAGAACAUCUUGUCGGUUUGUCGUGAUGUUUUGGACAAACCGGAUGUCCCUGUCAAUUGGGACUCAAUCAUUUCUCGUUAUGAUGAAGAUUCAGAACACGACGAAGAAGAAGAAGAAGAUAGCGACGAUAGUGAUACUGAAAGCAUAAACGGAUUAGAUGAUGAGUUUAGUGGGAUUUUGAAGGUCACAAGUCGAGCAGUACAUCCUCAUAAGGAUUAUAUCACCUUAGGACUUGUUGGACAUCCAAACGUGGGCAAAAGUAGCUUGAUUAAUAGUAUCAUGCGAAAAACAGUUGUAAGUGCCAGUCGAACUCCAGGCCAUACCAAGCACUUUCAAACCAUUUAUAUUGCGGAUAAUGUUCGCUUAUGUGAUUCGCCUGGCUUAGUUUUUCCUGCGCUGAUACCUAGAGCGCUUCAGAUCAUCUCUGGUAUGUAUCCAAUCGCCCAGGUACAGGAGCCAUAUAGUGCUAUUCGAUAUCUUGCCGAACGUAUUCCUCUCGAAAAAAUCCUGUCACUUACGCCUCCUGACUUUAGCCGUGAUUAUCAAUGGAGUGCGUGGACUAUUUGUGAAGGUAAGUCAAUUGUGACUGAAAAGGGGAGGAUUUUUAUGGAAAAAUCUUUAGCAUUUGCAGAACAAAGAGGGUUUCAUACAGCAAAGGCAGCUCAACCUGAUGUGUAUAGAGCUGCCAAUGCUAUACUACGUUUAACAGCAGAUGGUCGAAUAUUGCUCUCGUUUAAGCCUCCUGGCUUCUUCACAAGUAGUAAAUACGAGAUUUUACGUGUGACCGAAGCAGAUUCAAAUAGAGACAACAGUGAUGAUGAGGAUAAAAAGGAAGAAAGGCCAAUGGUUAUCACUGGAGGAGGGUUCAGUGCACUUGCGAGUGAUUCUGAAUAGAAACAAUAAAUUUAAUAAAUUGUAAAUACAGUUAUUAAACGCAUUCGAAAAAAUUUGGUUUCACUUAAAGACAAAAACCAUGAACUGCCCUAAAUUGUCCCUUCAUCUAAUGGUAUACGGAGUCAAACCUAUGUUAGCCCCUUGAAUCUUUGUGGGCUAUUGGACUAAAUAAAAAUUUGGCCUCUUUUUUGUUAAGACACGCGAUCAAAAAGUUGGUUGAUGAUUUUUUGGCUAGUCCAC